ACAUUCGUUUUAUGUUGUUUUCUCACAAAAAAAAAAGAUUGUUCAUUGUAAAAAUUAAAUGCCACCUGUCGAUAAGCGCGGCUCCUAUUCCGUGCAGAGGAAAGGUGCAAAUUAGUUUGUGCAGCCAGUGAAAGCCGCAAGAACGCCUGGGCACCACGAAUCGCAGGCAACACCGUGAGGCAGCAGCAGUAGCAUAAGUGGAAACAGGAGGAGGGGCGCAAAGACGGCAAAGUCUUUUAAGGCAAAGCAAAGCAGCGGCGUCACCAGCAGCGCCCAACAAAAGCCAGCCAAACACCACCACCAGCGCCACCUCUUCUGACGUCAGUGCUGGCCUCUGGGCUGGCCAGUUCUCUAUUUAUUGCAGCUAUGGAGAGUCCUUGUGAGUCGGAGAGCUCGCUGGAUGGCGGCACCAUGCUGCCGCCCAGCCCAGUGUCGCGGGAGCAGCUACAGAAGCGCAUCGAGUCGCUCACCCAACAGAACAAAGUGCUGAAAGCGGAACUGGACACGUUCAAGACCAAGUGCAAAGUGGUGCAGGAGGAGAAUCGAUGCCUGAAGCAAGCCUCGGUCAUAAUUCAAGCCAAAGCCGAGCAGGAGGAGGAGUACAUCUCAAACACGCUGCUGAAGAAGAUCCAAGCUCUGAAGAAGGAAAAGGAGACGCUCGCCCAUCACUAUGAGCGCGAGGAGGAGUGCCUCACCAACGAUCUGUCGCGCAAACUGGACCAGCUGCGCCAGGAGAAGUGCAAGCUGGAGCAGACCCUGGAGCAGGAGCAGGAGUGCCUCGUGAAUAAGCUGAUGCGCAAGAUCGAGAAGCUGCAAGCGGAGACGGACAACAAGCAGACCAAUCUCGAGCAGCUGCGCCGCGAAAUGGUCGAGCUGGAGAACACACUCGAGCAGGAGCAGGAGGCGCUGGUCAAUAAGCUGUGGAAGCGCAUGGACAAGCUGGAGACGGAGAAGCGUUCGCUGCAGAUCAAGCUCGAUCAGCCGGUGUCCGAUCCGACCACACCACGUGAUAUCACCAUCAAUGCCAAUGGCGGGGACACCGCCACCCAUCUGAGCUCCCACAUACAGGCGCUGCGCUCGGAGGUGUUGCGUCUGCGCGCCAAUUUCGCUGCCGCCCAGAAGGAGACCACAAUCAAAAUGCAACAAUUCGCACAGGAGGAGAAGUCCAUACGCGAGGAGAACGCCCGUCUCCAGCGCAAGCUCAAGCAGGAAGUGGAGCGCCGUGAGGCCCUCUGUCGGCAUCUCUCCGAGUCCGAGUCGUCGCUCGAAAUGGAUGAGGAGCGCUUCUACAACGAGAGCCUGAUGGCCGGCAACUCUGCGGCCUCGGCGGUGAACGCCCAGCGACAGCGCACCAUCAGCAGUCCCGUCUCCCACAGCCCGUCGAGCAGUCGUCCCCUCAGUCCGGGCACAGCGGGCCAGAACCGUUGCUAUGCCUGCGGCCAACUAGUGAAUCGUAGGGCCAGCGAGCGCUUCAUCAAGCCAGCACUGCCAACGCCCAUGCUGGGCCUGAACACUUCCGCACCCAAUGUGCUGACCACCACAAAUCCCCUGAUUGGCAUGCUGGGGCCCAAUGCAUCGGCCGGGGGGAAUGCUGCUGGCGGCUUUCUCUCGAACAGCGAACGAUUAAGUUUGGGCGCCCAGCCAUCGGGUGGCGGCGUCGGCGGUGGCAGCUCUACCUUCCUGGCUGGUGGCGGGGGACUGCUCUCGUUGAACAACCAGCUGGGCGUGGGCGUGGGCGGUGCGUCCAGUGCCUCGUCCUCGUCGUCCAAUUUGAUGAACAUCAGCUUGAACAACUCGUCCGGCGGCAAUCUGGUCAACAGCAGCAGCAACUCCUCGCUGUCGGCCUUUACGCCCACCAACCAGCCCAGUGCUUCGGCCACGGCCUUCAUCCAGCCGGCCAGCCCCAUGGACACUUCCACAUACAAGGAGUAGGAGCAGCAGACGGGAUUUGGAUUGCUCUCCUCUGCACCCGUUUUGCUCCAAUUAUUGUCAUGACUUAUUUUCCCCCCCUUCUCUCUCACACAACACACAAACACACACACAAAUAUAUAUAUUCGCUCACACAC
Drosophila obscura is the source of this 2066-nucleotide messenger RNA. RefSeq names its product coiled-coil domain-containing protein 6. Bases 367 to 1932 code for a protein of 521 amino acids. NCBI's taxonomy places the organism in Eukaryota, Metazoa, Arthropoda, Insecta, Diptera, Drosophilidae. The record is from RefSeq and is a predicted model, not a curated record. The transcript has 5 exons.